CGGAGGCGCUUGGCUGCCACUCAGCAAAUGGAAAAUCUCCUUCGGAGACGCCGAUGCAAUAUACCAUCCUCGUCACAGCGGGGACAUUUAUCUCCCAGCACACAGACAGGUAAGCUGGAAUGCAUCAUACAUGCUCCCCAACCGCCUGGUGGGUUGAUGGCCUAUGAGGUUCAUUCCAACCUGUCCGAAUAACUACGACAACCCGUUCAUGCAGUCAAAGCACCGUUUAGCGAGGUCUAGCCACGCCACAGUGUGAGCUUCCACUUCCCAGCAAUUCGACAGGUAGGCCGAGGAUGCAUCAUCCACGUUCCCUAAUAAGAACCUGGUGGGGUGAUGGCCUAUGAGAUGGACUCCAGCCGGUCCAAAUACGGCGAACCCGUUCAUGCAAUUUUCUUCUUGAAUUGGACAUAAAUAUCGAUAUCUAUCGGGAUGAGACACCAUUCAGUUUCUUUUAUGCAUCGCAACCCUACCUUUAGUAACCGAAAUCUACUGCGCGCAGAUACGGGAAAUGGAACAACCUGGCCAGCUUCAGUUCGAGUCUCCUCGGCGUAGUUCAAUUACCGACGAAGAGAAUGUCGAAUCAGCCUCAAUUGUGGACAAAGCCGAGCGGGAUGCACAGGAAGAGCUUGCAGCACUGUCACAAGAAUUCGAGCGAGUAAGGGCAUUCCGAGCAGAGCUUGACCAGUUAGGCUGGCGUCUAAGUCACGAAAUGGAGCGCCUCUCGGCAAGAUUGAAAGUUGAAGAAGAUACAGACUCCCACAAAGAUACAGACUCAACUUCCACCGAAGAGAGCGAGCGCAUUUGCUUUGCAGAAUUAAAUUAUGUGCCACCCAGCAAAAUGAGAAAGGAACGGGAAGUGCCUGAGAAGUAUUAUGCCAUCGACAUUGUUUCCGACAACGCGAUUUCAUACCAGCCCAAACAUGGACAAGGAAAGCAACUAGAAAAGGCAUACGCUGUACUAGAUGAAGAGCCUGUUCAUCCUGAUGCCACAGACAAAACCCACUGGAUCCCCGACCGCGUCGUACUCAAUUCAGAACGGCUAAAGGUUCGGGUCGACUUUGAUCUCUGGGACGGAUCUCUUUCUUGGAGCAGCUGGGAGGCCUAUCACAUUUUAAGCCCCUUCAAAAUCCUGGUAUAUCUGGAUCAACCCAUCAGAGAACGUCUGCGAGAGUUCGAGCGUCUGUUUGCUACCAUGCAGCCCCCCUCGAACGGUGUCAAGAUGGAAACACUCCAACAAGAUCGAUGGCUGGAGAAAAGGCGACAGGAUGCAAAAGACAUGAGUUACAUCGACCUUCUCAGUUGCAUCAACGAUUUCCGUUGCCUAGUGCAGUUCAUGGAUGAACACAUCGAGCCAGUGAAGACUCGGCUUCAAAGUGACAACCCCGGACCAGUACGCUUCACAGACCUGUGGUAUGCCUUCCCCCCAGGCACCCUGGUAUACGUCAAGGAUAAAAACAUCCCCCAAAAGGUGUGGAAAGUUGUUCAGCGAACAGGCGGGCGCAGGUACCUGACCCGGCCAGACCACAUCCCCAAUGGCGAGUUUCGUAAUUUAUACUCGCAGUUUGUGCUGGACUGCUUCUACCUCGAUUAUGACGGAAUACGCUACGUGCCCAUCUUCCGUCAGUUCAAGCUUAAUGACUUUGAGGGUAGCCAAGCCAUUACAUCUCUCCCUGUUUAUCCCUUCCAAACAUCGGAGACAGCUAAGAGCAAGUCGGAUCUUCUCGACCGGGCUCAUCAAUUCAUCCAGUGCACUAGGAUGACCCACCGUUACUAUUCGGGGCGCACACAUUCCCGGACACCUGAUGGCGAGAAGCUCGCAGAUGUUCCACUUGGGAAACCCAGAAGCGUGUCAGUAUAUUCUGAGAUGGUCGACAGUGCCGUGGUGGUAGAUUUCGAGCGUGCCUUUCAAGAGGUCCCCGCGUGGCGUCCAGGAGGAAAUGAGCCAGAGCUCUAUCAAAUGUCUUCAGCCGAACUGGACUCCUAUAUGUACGCUAUGGAUCGCGACAGUAUAUGGGAUGCGCGCUCCUCAGAGGACUUCCUGGCGUCGGAGGGCCGAAAGUGGUUUCGCUGGGGAAAGACGGGCGAGCCGCCACGAGACGAAGAUGAUCUGCUCAUUUUGCCAGAUCGGGUGUUUGCGUACGUUCUUCGGACUCGCAAGUGGGCAUGUCUACAGCUGGGACACAACGCCGCUGGACAAGAGCAGCUCCGCGUUGUUCCACCGCGUCAAGAGCCCUGGAAUCAUCUCGAGCUUCCGGAGGGCCAUAAAGACAUUGUACAGUCGCUUAUCGACGCCCAUUUCGGAGUAGAUAGCUCGCGGAAUAUCCAUUUCGACCUUGUCCGUGAGAAAGGGAAAGGUGUUAUUAUCCUCUUACACGGUGUUCCUGGGGUGGGCAAAACGUCCACAGCUGAAUGCGCAGCUGAAAGCAAUGGCCGGCCUCUGCUACCUAUCACUUGCGGCGACCUUGGCUUGUCCGCAGAGGAAGUGGAAGACAAACUAAUGGAGGCAUUUCAGCUCGCUCAGGCAUGGGGGUGUGUGAUGCUUCUAGAUGAAGCAGACGUGUUCCUGGCUCGACGAGAACCGGCUGACACACAGAGGAAUGCUCUUGUCUCCGUCUUUCUUCGUGUCCUCGAGUAUUAUGAAGGGAUCCUCUUCCUCACCACCAAUCGAGUCGGCACUUUCGACGAGGCGUUCAAAUCCCGCAUCAAUGUCUCACUUUACUACCCGCCGCUGACUUGGUAUCAAACGAAGAGAAUCUGGACCUCCCAUAUCAACACCGCCACGGCCGAUGACACAAUCUUUUCGGCUAAUACAGAGUCUCUCAUCAAAUAUGCCUGGCAGCUCUAUGACAUCCAACUAACACAGAAACAGUUCGGUCCAAUCUGGAAUGGACGACAAAUCCGGAACGCCUUUCGGACUGCCGUUGCCCUCGCAAGUUUUCGGGCUCUGCCGGGCCAGCCCGUCCAGCUUUCGGAGGCCCAUUUCGCAAAGGUGGCGUUGGUUUCCAACCAGUUCAAUGAUUAUAUUUGGCGCGUCAAAAAGAGCCUGACCGAUAGUGACGUUGCCAAAAUCAAAUCCAUUCGAGUAGAUGAUUACGUGCCGGGCGAGACACUGCACGUCAUUCAACCGCAGCAGAACCAACCCAUUACGAAUGUUCAAGGGGGUCAAUUAUCGCCUGGGAUUCCUCGGGGGUUCACGCCUGUUCCGCAAAGCUCAGCCCCUGCCAUCCCGCAAUUCAAUGCACAGGCCCAGACAAUGCCAUUCAAUCCGUCUAGCCAAGGACAUCCCCAGCAGUUGUCUUAUGGCUCGGGGUCCACACCCUCGACGUAUAUGGGCUAUGGUGUACCGACGCCGCUGCAAAGUCCCCAGCAAAACGUGCAGUAUCAGCAGCUUCAGGGUCAACAGGGGAUGCAAACUCAACCACACCAGAGCCCACCACAGCAAAACAUGCAAUACCAGCAGGUUCAAAAUCAACAUGGGAUACAGACUCAAUCACACCAGAGCAUGCAAUACCAGCAGGUUCAAGGCCAGAAUGGGAUGCAGACUCAACCACAGCAAAACAUGCAGUACCAGCAGUUUCAAGGUCAGCAGGGGACGCCGUCUCAACCACACCAGAACCCACCACAGCAAUACAAUCCAGGCCCCAAUCAGUCUCCCCCUUAAGUCAAGAGGCAUGCAUAGUCGGGUCCUUGCGCAGUUUAAAUGCCUUAUUUAUAAGCCUAGAACCAUUUCUCGGAUUACCGCUUCAUUAGUCUGUUUUAGGGAGGGGGUUGGAUUGGAUCUUCUUGUUUAGAUAUCAAUGAAAAGAUUAUUUUUUCAGUUUUCG
Aspergillus melleus is the source of this 3824-nucleotide messenger RNA. RefSeq lists its product as uncharacterized. Bases 509 to 3661 code for a protein of 1050 amino acids. The record is from RefSeq and is a predicted model, not a curated record. Gene Ontology annotation, molecular function: ATP binding; ATP hydrolysis activity. NCBI's taxonomy places the organism in Eukaryota, Fungi, Ascomycota, Eurotiomycetes, Eurotiales, Aspergillaceae. The transcript is spliced from 5 exons.